CGCUGCCUCUCGCUUGCAGCCGGCUGCUGCCCCUGCUCGCCUCCAGCCCUCGCCCUUAGGACACCCUCGAGCCGGGCCGGGGAUGUGGUCCCGGAGUGGCGGCGCGGGUUCGCCGGAGCCCAGCGGCCUCCUGCCCCCACUAUCUCUGAGCCCUCAACCACAGCAGGCCCGGGAAGGAAAGUGACCGGGGCAGCAACUAGAUCCUGGGCUGAACACGUUAAGGGGGGAAUCUCUGCCCACCUUCCACGUUGCCCUCCAGCCAAAGGUCUGUCCAUUUGCUGAGAAGUUACAACACUUCCACCUCAGCAUAUCUGAGGAGCUACUUCCUAGGCUCGAGUUAUUCCCGAUGCCCCCAGAUAGGAGUACUUGUUCAGUCUUGAUAUUUUGUUCGCCUAAAAUGUGGUGCCCAGAACUGACGCCAGACAGGGUCUGAUCAGUGCCGACGACGCUGUUUAAUUGUGCUCUGGGCUCUGGACAGCUCUGGAGUCCUCUUCACUGGGAGCCCCAGCAUUUAUCUAGACUGUAGUUUCUAUUGGGCAGCUCCACCCCAGCUCUACCUGGAUCCUCUCAGCAGCAGCACCCUGGAGAGCGCUGGAGCCUCUGCACCCAACUAAGAGAAAGCUAAGAAAUACGUGCAUGGUGGGACCACAGUGGACAGGACACCAUUCUCCCUGCCUCCGGGCACCAGUCCCUUUGCAUCCUGACACCGUCUGACCCAGGUGAGAGAGAGGAUGAUCUCCGGGGACGCUAGCAUGCACACCCCCAUCCUGGCCUGCUGGCAGCCAAUCCUCCUGCUGGUCCUGGGCUCUGUCCUGUCGGGCUCGGCCACGGGCUGCCCGCCCCGCUGCGAGUGCUUGCCCCAGGAGCGCUCCGUCCUUUGCCACCGUAAGCGGUUCAUCGCUGUGCCCGAAGGCAUCCCCACUGAGACCCGGCUCCUGGACCUGGGUAAGAACCGCAUUAAGACACUGAACCAGGACGAGUUCGCCAGCUACCCGCACUUGGAAGAGCUGGAACUCAAUGAGAACAUCGUCAGCGCCGUGGAGCCUGGCGCCUUCAACAAUCUCUUCAACCUCAGGACUCUAGGGCUCCGCAGCAACCGGCUUAAGCUCAUCCCCUUGGGGGUCUUCACGGGCCUUAGCAACCUGACCAAGCUGGACAUUAGCGAGAACAAGAUCGUCAUUCUCUUGGACUACAUGUUCCAGGACCUGUAUAACCUCAAAUCCCUGGAGGUCGGAGACAAUGAUCUCGUCUACAUCUCCCACCGAGCCUUCAGUGGUCUCAACAGCCUGGAGCAGCUCACGUUGGAGAAGUGUAACCUGACCUCCAUCCCCACUGAGGCGCUGUCCCACCUGCACGGGCUGAUCGUGCUGCGGCUGCGCCAUCUCAACAUCAACGCCAUCCGCGAUUACUCCUUCAAGAGGUUGUACCGGCUCAAGGUCUUGGAGAUCUCCCACUGGCCAUACCUGGACACCAUGACAUCCAACUGUCUCUAUGGCCUCAACCUGACCUCGCUGUCCAUUACUCACUGCAACCUGACCGCCAUCCCCUACGUCUCGGUGCGCCACCUGGUCUAUCUUCGCUUCCUCAACCUGUCCUACAACCCCAUCCUCACCAUCGAGGGGUCCAUGCUCCACGACCUGCUCCGGUUGCAGGAGAUCCAGUUAGUUGGGGGUCAGCUCAUGAUGGUGGAGCCCUACGCCUUCCGAGGACUCAACUACCUACGGAUCCUGAACGUGUCUGGGAACCAGCUGACCACGCUAGAAGAAUCUGCCUUCCACUCCGUGGGCAACCUAGAGACGCUAAUCCUGGACAACAAUCCGUUGGCUUGUGACUGCCGCCUCCUCUGGGUCUUCCGGCGCCGCUGGAGGCUCAACUUUAAUAAGCAGCAGCCGACGUGCGCCACCCCAGAGUUUGUCCAGGGCAAAGAGUUCAAGGACUUCCCCGAUGUUCUCUUGCCUAAUUAUUUCACCUGCCGUCGCGCUCGGAUCCGGGACCGCAAACCCCAGCAGGUCUUUGUGGACGAGGGCCACACGGUGCAGUUUGUUUGCCGGGCUGAUGGGGACCCACCGCCCGCCAUCCUUUGGCUCUCGCCCCGCAAGCACCUCAUCUCUGCCAAGAGCAACGGACGACUGACAGUCUUCCCGGAUGGGACCUUGGAGGUGCGCUACGCCCAGAUCCAGGACAACGGCACCUACCUGUGCAUCGCCGCCAAUGCCGGUGGCAACGACUCCAUGCUGGCCCACCUACACGUGCGCAGCUACUCACCCGACUGGCCUCAUCAACCCAACAAGACCUUCGCCUUCAUCUCCAACUUGCCCAAUGAGAGCGACGCCAACAGCACGCGCGCCACCGUGCCUUUCCCUUUCGACAUCAAGACUCUCAUCAUCGCCACCACCAUGGGCUUCAUCUCCUUCCUGGGCGUGGUCCUCUUCUGCCUCGUGCUUCUCUUUCUUUGGAGCCGAGGCAAAGGCAACACGAAGCACAACAUUGAAAUCGAAUACGUGCCGCGCAAGUCGGACGCUGGCAUCAGCUCUGCCGAUGCGCCUCGCAAGUUUAAUAUGAAAAUGAUCUGAGACAGGGCAGGGGGCAAGGGAAGUGACCACCCCAGGCCCCAGGACACAAAACUUGGAGACUUAACAUGGCUCUCUCUCUCUCUCUCUCUCUCUCUCUCUCUCUCUCUCUCUCUCUCUCUCUCUCUCUCUCUCCACCCCCUUCCACUUCUCCCAUCCUUACCACCCCAUCUCACCCCUCCUGCCCUCGCCCCCUGUCUACUACACAGCCCUGGCCUGGCCCCAGCCCUCACCAUCUGCUCUCUUUAUACAAGGACAACAUCUGGCCAGGUGUUCAGACUCAGUGUUUGUAGGGACAUGCUCUGACGGACUGGGGUCAGAGGCCACUGCAAAACAAAACAAAUGAACGAACCAACACACACACACACACACUCAAAAAAAAAUUCAAUAAAUCAAUAAAAAAGUUAAGAACUUCCUCUGUAACUUGGGUUUCAAUAAUUAUGGAUUUUUAUGAAAACUUGAAAUAAUAAAAAAAAACUAUUUCCUAUAGAUAGUUGGAAUGCAAACUUUUGACUUCCUGAUCUGUCCAGACCCCACCCUAAUCAGAUCUCUUCUCUUCUUUCUCCUUUUCCUCUUCCUCCUCCAUCUUCUUUUAUCCAGUGAAGAGGGCUUCCCCUAGAGAAGAGGUAACAGAUCAAAGUUGCAUUGGUUCUCCCAAUCCCUACCUCAAUCUCCAGGUCUGGUCUAAGCCUUUUGCUCUGAAAAACUCUAGUCAGGCCCUGUCCUGGAAGCUGGCGAGGAGUCCAGGGAUCACCUGGGAGAUAGGGCUGGACUUCAGCUUGGGGGUACCACAUUCCCUGCUGUAGAGACUUGGGGUGGCCUGAAGGGGAGAAGCUGCUGACCAUUCAGUGCCAGGGAUGAGUGAGUGGUUGCCCUUUGGUUCCCCCAAAGCCAAGAAUUCCUGGGGAAGUCAUGAGUCUGGGUGCCAGGGGUGUGGCCAAGGGCCUUGAACCCCUGCACUCAUUGACCUAGAAGGCAGGAGUCCUGGGUUAAAGCCCCAGUUCUGCCACUGACUUGAUGUGUAAACUUGGGUAAGUCAAUACCCCCUCUCUGGGACUCAGUUUAGGCAUCUAUAAAUUGGGUGUAAUAAAGCCUGUCCUGC
This is a messenger RNA of Dromiciops gliroides (monito del monte), 3672 nucleotides long. It is a transcript of the gene LINGO1, whose product is annotated as leucine rich repeat and Ig domain containing 1. The transcript is spliced from 8 exons. NCBI's taxonomy places the organism in Eukaryota, Metazoa, Chordata, Mammalia, Microbiotheria, Microbiotheriidae. The coding region runs from base 732 to 2573 and encodes 613 amino acids. The record is from RefSeq and is a predicted model, not a curated record. Gene Ontology annotation, molecular function: protein binding. Gene Ontology annotation, cellular component: extracellular matrix.